This is a messenger RNA of Cheilinus undulatus (humphead wrasse), 1934 nucleotides long. RefSeq names its product platelet-activating factor acetylhydrolase, isoform Ib, gamma subunit (gene pafah1b3). The record is from RefSeq and is a predicted model, not a curated record. The transcript is spliced from 6 exons. NCBI's taxonomy places the organism in Eukaryota, Metazoa, Chordata, Actinopteri, Labriformes, Labridae. The coding region runs from base 200 to 871 and encodes 223 amino acids.
UUCACUUCCUGAAACUGUUGGGAGAUGACGAUUUUUAGAUUUUUUCGAUAGCCUGUGUUUUGUUACAUGUAUAAAUGUAAUAUUUGAAGCUCUGCCUUAUCUUUUUGCAAACAACAUCGCAUAAUUGCAGGAUAAUAAUCUUCGUUGCUUGUUUGACUACAGAAGUUAAACUUAAGCUAUUCACCACUAGAGCCAAGUCAUGAGUGCAGAAGACUGUAACCCCGCCGCCACACCCACUCCUUGUGAAGACACCCAGGGAGAUGGACGAUGGAUGUCUCUGCACAACCGCUUUGUGUCUGACAGCAAGGACAAAGAACCCGAAGUCCUGUUUGUUGGAGACUCUCUCAUUCAGCUCAUGCACCAGUUUGGGAUAUGGCGACAGUUGUUCUCUCCCCUCCAUGCCCUCAAUUUUGGGGUGGGUGGUGAUGCAACACAACAUGUGCUAUGGAGACUGAGCAACGGUGAACUGGAUAAUAUCAGCCCAAAGGUUGUAGUGCUUUGGGUAGGCACAAACAAUCAUGGUCACACUCCUGAACAAAUCUGUGGAGGUAUUAUGGCUAUUGUCCAAGUCAUCAAGAACAAGCUCCCUCAUGCCCAGACUCUUGUGCUGAGUAUUCUGCCCAGGGGCAAAAUGCCAAACCCUUUGCGAGAGCGAAAUGCCAAGGUGAACAAGCUGGUCCAUGAAGCUGUGUCAUCCCUUCCCCAUGCUUCAUUCCUCAAUGUGGACCCAGGUUUUGUCCACUCUGAUGGUAACAUCUCCCAUCAGGACAUGUAUGAUUACCUUCACCUGACCCCUCAGGGCUAUCAGGCUGUGUGCGAACCCUUGCACGCCCAUCUUACAUCAAUGCUAGAUAAGCCUGCAGAGAACUGAGCCACCAGGUUACAAUCUUGCACUACAGCAGUGGUCCUCAUCCCUGGUCAUAUGAAGCAUCACAAUCAGCUUAUUAAAGUUUUUAAUGAUGGAUGGAUCAGUUAUUUCAGGUAGAGAACACUGUGCCUGUUAUCCUCUCCUUGACCAGGGUUGGUGACCACUGUUUUAGAUAAUGGGACCAUAAAAGUUGAUAUGUUUAAUUUGCUGUGCUUUGGAGAGACAAAGUCUUCUUUUUCACCAUAUAUUGGCUCUUAAAAUUUUUCCAUGUUUUUCAUUUUCAGCCCCGUGUUACAAGUACUGAAAAUGAUUUGUGGUUGCACUUAACUAACUCCCACUUGAGAUGCCCUGUGAUUCUAAAUAAAGCUUGCUUAAAGAUGCAGCAACUUCUCCACAAAUACAGAUAUGCAAAGUACUUCUUGCUGCAUUUGAUUGAAUAGCUUUAUUUAUGAUUCUACCAAACACUCAGAUCCCAAUUUAUCUUGCAUCUAUGAUAAAUUGCACUAUCCUCCCGGGGAUUCAAGGAUAGGAAAAUGGUGUGUGACUUUGGCUCUUUAGUUGCCAGCAAAGAGUUUGAAAUGCAAAAAUUGCCCUUACCAUGAAGUUGCUGUAAUUUGUCUCUUUGAUUUCUCCGUUUCACUUAAUUGAGUUACAUUUAUCAGGUUAAAGCUUUGUUUACUUCUUUGUGGUGUCCGAUGUCUUUUGUAGAUGUUGAUUUCAAAGACCAAAUGUUGAUUUGACUUUGCUGUAUGUUAUAUCAUUCCACCUUCUGCCCUAUAUUAUUUUCCUAAUUGCUUUGACUUUUGUAACAGCAGCAGAACUUGACAGGCUGUGUUUUGUUAAAAACAGAUGUACAUGGAUAGGAUGUGAAGUUGUGUUGAUAAACCUAAGACUGCUUUUGCCUCAAGUUUAUUCUCUGUAUCAAAAUGGCCCAUCAGAGCAUUGACAAAGGCUUUACUUCACACUAAAAUGCUUCUUGCGUAAGGUUUGUGCUGCAGGACUUGAAUUAUACUCCAGGAUGGCUGAUUGUGCAAGUGAUGGAAGAAUGAAUUAAAUGUGAAAACAA